ACUCAAUUUUAAGAUGUUGUUAAGUAUUGUAGUGUCCCCGCCUUGUCGUGGCUUAGUAGCCGUGGCUUUGUCACCCGCGGCGAACAAAGUGGAACCCACAUGGCUAGCCAGUGGUGUAGGACCGGCGCGAUGGCCACUCCGAGUGGGCUUGGCGAGCCCACUUCAGAUGUGUAUCGGCGGACUGCGGCGAGAGGGGUGCUCUCUCCCCCUAUCGCGGCAGCCGAGGUGGAGUCGCGGAAGAAAACGAGUGGACUCUGACGGGGCCGCAUCGUUGAUGCGGUGGUGGUAGGGCCGCGUGGAUAAUGGAAGUGAGAAUCUUUAUACAACAUGUGAAAAACCCAACAGGGUUCCCGUGAAGUGCUGUAAUCAGUAUACAAAAGUAUAGAAAUAACUUUGCUUCAGGAAACUCGACAAUAAAUAGCUAUUAAUUUAAUUUUUAUUUGCAAUUUGUUUGCGAUUUUAUUAUAUCCAACUGACACGCGCAUCGGUAAAGCGAGGUCUUCGACAAUAUUCUUACUACAAUAAUAAAAUCAAAUACAAUUAGCAUAUAAAUAAAAAAAACAGAGGCAGCCAUGCUUAUACAAUAUCCAUGUACACAGGCCGCUAUACUACGCGUAGACAUUCUCGUGACGUCACGAGCAUGUCGAGGUCAUCGGUGACGCGAACCCAUAAGUUUUUCCCCUACCAAAAAUCGCUCAACGCGGCUGAAGAAAAUUUCACUUGAAAAAUAUUUACAUUUAUUCUGAUUUUUUAUGGUCGAGUUUUCUGAAGUAACGUUAUUUCUAUACGUUUGAAUACUGAUUCUGAUAACGCACUUGACGGGAACCACAGCGUUUUUGUUACAUCAUGUUGUAUAUAAAAUUCCGACGUGCGUGUGUUAGUAAUCCUUCUCCCGCUAAACGGCUUGGCCGAUUUAUAUGGAAUUUUUAUGAGGUGUUCAUCUAUUAAUAAUAACACAUGCAGCAUACUCCGCAGUUUUACUAACAGCAAACAUAGAAGACGUGAGAAAGAUAGCAAGAAAAUUUGUCCCAGCUUCAGUAGCAGAUCAGCUAACUCAGUUCAUUGCAGAAGCAAGCGUUAUCAAAUCAUCAAAUAUCUCCGCAGAGAAUAAACGAAACGAACAAAACGUCUUAAAUCAGGAAUGGAACACGUAUCAUAAUCCACCAAAAGACUCAUACUCGAGUAGUGAUGAAAAAAUUGAAAUAAUUAAAGGCAAUAAUAAUCGUGAUUCUGUUAAUGAAGAUUCUUCAAUUUCAUAUGAAUCAAGAACCGAAAACAAGGCGACAGGAAGUAUAUAUUUUCGUAAAGGAAAACACCGAGACAUCGAUUUAAAUAAACCAAAGAGGGAAAAAGAUCUCGGUUACGAAUAUGGUCAUAUACAAGAAAAUUUGAAGACUCCGAAAUUUGAAUGGAAGAAGGCGAAAAACUAUGACAUCUUUUCGUCAUAUAAUACAAAAAUCUAUCUUAGUAAUCAAAAUCCAUAUUUGUAUAAUUCUCAAACAUUUCCAAUUGAAGACAAGGGAAAUUUUGAAAUAGGUAACGAUAAUGAAACGUAUUCAUUUGAAAAACAUGACAAACCAUUAGAAUCACUUUAUGAAAAACCGCAAAUAAAUAUUGAACAAUCUAUAAAGGAAAUUAAUAUUUCGGUGGAAAAUCCAUUAGAAAUGGAUACACUUAAGUAUACUAAUAUGGAAAAAACAGGUUCAACGAAAUUUGACAAUUUUUAUAGUAUAUUCAAAACAACAAAAACCCAGACCAAAGAUAAUAAUCCGAUUGAAAACUCUAAUUAUUCUAAAGACGACAUUUUAGCCACCAGUGAGCGAGCCGAACUUUUUAGGCCUUCUACUAAACUUAUAGAUUCAUCGGGAGAAAAUUCAUUAAAUAAUGAAAAUAAAAAUUAUUUACAAAUACAUGAAAACGACACCAAUGACGAAUUAGAUUUUAAAAACCAUUUAAAAGGAAUAGUAAACGAAAUUGACGACGAAGAAAGCCCUCGUAUUCAGUAUAGAGCUACAGAUGAUUUGAAGAAUGACAAAAAUAUUACUGAAUUAAAAUCAAACGAUAAAAAGUCAGCACCAGAUACUAAUUAUAGCUAUAUUGAAGAAGAUGAUGAAUAUGAAUUAUUAUCCAAAAAGUAUAGUUAUAGUGAAAUGGAGGAGGACCUUGAAAAUAAUUAUUUAGACAAAGUCAAUGAAGAUACAACAAAGAAAAUAAAUCCCAAAAGAGUCUUAGUAAAAGGCAAUAAAGAAAUAAAAGAUCAAGAUACAGAUAUAUAGAUGCUGAAAAAAUAAGUGCUAAAUUAAUAUAAAAAAAAAUUAAAUUAUUCUAUAUUACUUUUUUAUUUUUAUGCAUCUGAAAAUAAUAAUAAAUAAACAUACGUGAGUGUCGUGGAACACUCGGUUGGAACGAAGAUCCUUUCGUAGUACAUUAUUAUUGAUAAACGUAUUAUAUCUUUGAUUAAUAAAUACAAAUAAAUGAAUUACUAGCGUCUAUUAACAUGAUGCGUCAUUU
Parnassius mnemosyne (clouded apollo) is the source of this 2511-nucleotide messenger RNA. The record is from the annotation of a GenBank genome assembly. Lineage: Eukaryota; Metazoa; Arthropoda; Insecta; Lepidoptera; Papilionidae.